UCUUCGGAGGGCCUCUUUGAACCCUGUCUUUGCCUGAAUGUGUGGCGCAGAGCUGUUCUCUGACGGCCUUUGUAAGGCUAGAGAAACGAAAAGCUUUAAGGCUGGCCAGGGAGGCACUCGGCUGCACCUGUAACAGGUGUAUUGCCCUCCUUGAAAGCAUUCGAGGUGGACCAUUAAGGCCAGGCGCCUCGACAGUAGAAACGUCACCGUCAACGCAAGAAGUGGUGUACUGCACGUGGUUUUCACGCUCGGGCCAUUCUCAUUUAUCGAGGAUUUCCCCAUCCUCCCCGGAGAUGGCGGGCGGAAUCUGAUCGGCACAGCCAACGAUCAGCAGGCAACCACCUCUUUUCGUCUCCAGACGAAGGAUACGGCUGAGGACUGACGGACGACGCAGCGACAACAGCGGCGGCGGCGGAAAGGAAGGCAAGAUGGCAGCGGCAAAAGGGACCAAGGAACUUGUCUCUCUGCUCGAAAAAUUUGGGACAUGCGAGAUUGCAGACGCUCUGGUCAAGCUCAAGAACCGGUCGGGCGGGCAUCUCCCUGGAAUCUUUGCGCAUGCGCCUCGGCCUGACAAGGCAGGCCCCUCGACGGGCAUCUGUGGGCCGGCUUUUACCGUUGAAAUGGUAUCUCAGGCCGAUGUUGAUGCGCCCAAGCCAGAUAAGCACUUUGUCGACGCGACCGAGGGCCAUGAGGGCUGCGUCAUGGUCAUCAGCGCGCCGCCCGAAACGCGCUCCGCCAUCUGGGGCGGCCUCAUGACGCUGCGGGCCCAGGCGCUGGGCGUCAAGGGCGUCGUGCUUGACGGCCGCUGUCGCGAUCUCGAGGAGCAGUGGGACUCUGGCUUCAGUAUUUUUGCGCGCUCCCACUCGACCCUCGGUCAGUCGCCGUUCACCAGGCCCUCGCGUUUCCAGGUACCCCUCUCGAUUGCCGACCCGACGGCACCGAGUUUUCCCUCCACGACGAUCGCGCCCGAUGAUCUCGUCCGCGCAGACGUCGACGGCGUCGUUGUUUGUCCCCGCGCCGAUGUCCUGGCUGUCGUCGAGGCCGCGACAAAGGCGCGCGAGGUCGAUGAACGGUGCAAGGAGGACCUCCUCCAGGGAAAGGGCGUCAAGGAGACAUUUGCCAAGUGGCGCGGAAAGUAGAUCCUUGAUACACUCUCCUCUAGCUGCUACUGUUGCUGCAAUUCGACCACUGCUACAUGCUUCUUCAUGGACCGUCGCGCGUCGACCGUAAAAAAGUGCACCGUGUCCAACUUACUUCACAUCUCCUUUCGCAUCAUGUGAAAGUUGUUCAGACGAAAGCGACAGACACCGGAAGAGCGGAGCCUUUGGAGGUUUCUUCAAGACGGGAAGGGAAGUGCUUGAGCGGAGGGUGUUCCCCCAUCUUUACAGCGAGCUGCAAAGUUUGUACACCAGCAGGAGC
Messenger RNA from Acaromyces ingoldii, 1419 nucleotides. RefSeq names its product RraA-like protein. The record is from RefSeq and is a predicted model, not a curated record. The transcript is spliced from 3 exons. The coding region runs from base 429 to 1139 and encodes 236 amino acids. Lineage: Eukaryota; Fungi; Basidiomycota; Exobasidiomycetes; Exobasidiales; Cryptobasidiaceae.